AUGACACGGUAUUCGAAGCAGGUGAGGAAUAGUACAAACCAUUCGUUUAUCAUCUGUCAAACCGUCACAGUUUCUAGAUAUCCGCCACGGGAAUACUUCAUCCUGACUGACGCCGGGAAACCCGUCUUCAUUAGCCGACCAGGAGGUACAGACCAAGAUAAUAUGGCCUCCACCGUUGGCGUCAUGCAAGCCUUGAUCUCCGUUUUCCUAGACGAAGGCGACAAAUUGCGCUGUAUCAACGCUGGACGGACGAGGAUCACAUUUUUGCUUCGUUCUCCUCUUUAUUAUGUCUGUGCUUCUUCAUGGGGAGAACCAGAGUCUGUCACAAGAGCCCAUUUAGAAUAUCUUCACUUGCAGAUUCUUAGUAUUGUCACGGCGACGCAGCUUCGUCGCAUUUUUGAACGUAGGACAAACUUUGAUUUGAGGCGACUAUUGAAUGGGGCAGAACCCUUCAUGACUUCUUUAUUGGACCGGCUUGAGGGUGAUUUGGCAAUGACCACAGCAUCACUGCAUUGUCUCAAAUUGGAUCCGAAUCUGCGGAAACGCAUCGCGGAUACUCUUGUCCCACACUCCAAGAUAAAGGAUAUUCUCUACGUUAUCCUCAUUGCAAAGGAUAAGGUAGUGACCUUGAUACGACCGAGGAAGCAUUCAAUCCAUCCCGCAGACUUGCACAUCAUUUUGAAUACGCUCCACUCCCCUUCGAUAUUAAACUCACCUGCUUCGGCAUCUUGGAUUCCUUUCUGUCUUCCCAAAUUCAAUCCGAGUGGGUUUGUGAACGCAUUCAUUGCGUUUCUGCGAAAAGACGACACUGGCGCACAAAUCUGCAUCACGGGAGGGGGAGAUUUUGAAGUCAUCAGGGGAUGGUGUGAGACUGUGAUCACUAGGCUCAAAGAAGAAGGCACUCUGCAUGCGCUGGUUAACGCUUUCGAGUCUCGAGAGACAGAGUACUCCGUUUCGGAGUUGGGCAUACCUGGCCUUCGGCACUUCGUCUACAAGUCUCGGGCACAGGUGCAAGUAACAUUGCCUUCAUUUGAAGAUCCUUACGAUAGCACGCAGGAGAGAAGGAGACUUGUGACACUUUAUCAGACGCUGCAUGACGCUAUUCACGCGAGAUCAGGGCAAGAAGGGCCGCUUAAACUGCAAUACAUACGAACGGAAACGGAGAGCGUUAUGGGCUGGAUCACGCAGCCGUUCGAACUGUACAUUGCGUUGUCUCCUCGAUUACCCAAGAGUGCUGCUGUAGGCGCUGCGAACGCCGUGGCUCGCUGGGUGAAGAAGGAGGAAUCACGGUUAUUUCUGCAAAAUGCACCUGUAUUUUAG
Laccaria bicolor S238N-H82 is the source of this 1320-nucleotide messenger RNA. RefSeq lists its product as uncharacterized. NCBI's taxonomy places the organism in Eukaryota, Fungi, Basidiomycota, Agaricomycetes, Agaricales, Hydnangiaceae. Gene Ontology annotation, biological process: vesicle-mediated transport; protein targeting to vacuole. The transcript is spliced from 10 exons. The record is from RefSeq and is a predicted model, not a curated record. Bases 1 to 1320 code for a protein of 439 amino acids. Gene Ontology annotation, cellular component: fungal-type vacuole membrane; Mon1-Ccz1 complex.